AUGUCGAGUGCCCUAUCUAUCUACUUUGGGCUCCCUGAGGCCCGGCUGUUUCGAUUUCCUCCCGGACCCCAUCCGCCUCUUAUCAAGCCUGCACAGGCAGAGAUCUCGUGGGAACGGCCUAUCAAUAUAUCCUCCACCGUUUACACUUUCAGUCUCGAUGCCAGAGUCCCUAUAACUACGGCGUGCUUGUAUCUCAUUUUCGUUUGCACCCUGAAUUAUCUCAAUAAGAAAAGACAGUAUCGUCCAUGGCCUAUAACUCGCACGGCGUCGUUUACCCGCAUUGCUUUCGUGCAUAAUAUUUUGCUUAGUAUCUUUUCCGCUUGGUUUUUCCUGGGCGUAUGUCGGACAGUCACAUCCUCUCUUCCGCCUCUCCCAAGAGCGCCUCAUCACAUCGCAGAUGUCUUCUGCAGAUUUGACCGCAGUCAAGGAAGCGGACCACCGCCUGAAUCGACUGCAGGGGGGAAUGCAAUACCACCGCCAGCCACAUUCCAUGAUGGUUUCACAGGGAUGUACGAGGCUGAGUCUUUGUGGGAGAAGGGUAUGAAUUACUACACAUGGUUGUUCUAUAUAUCGAAAUACUACGAGAUUAUAGACACCCUGCUUCUGCUAGUGAAGGGGAAAAGGGUCUCUUUUCUCCAGAUGUAUCACCAUGCGGGUGUGAUCAUCUGUUCAUGGGUGGGUGUUAUCUACAGGACUCCGCAAGCGGUAGUGGGAAUCUUCCUGAAUGCAGGAAUUCAUACGCUGAUGUACCUCUAUUAUUCGUUGACUAUUCUCAGGAUUAAAGUACCUGUUUUUAUAAAGCGGACCCUCACGAGGCUACAAAUCACUCAGUUCGUCUUGGGCGGGCUGGCGUCAUGGUUGUACGUCUUUGUCUCGUACGACAGCCCCAUAGGCGUAUCUUUGGUUGAGACCAGAGACUCGGACAAUCAAACACAUGUUAGGGGCGAAGGAGGGUCGACCGCGGCCCCCUGCAUGGAUAAUAGCGGCCAGGUCUUUGCGCUGCUGUUGGCAACGUUAUACCUCAUCCCCUUGACCCAGCUGUUCCUCCAGUUCUUUGGCCGCACUUACAAGCUGACAGCAAAGAAUAAAUCGCUCUAG
Messenger RNA from Aspergillus bombycis, 1098 nucleotides. RefSeq names its product elongation of very long chain fatty acids protein. Gene Ontology annotation, molecular function: fatty acid elongase activity. The coding region runs from base 1 to 1098 and encodes 365 amino acids. NCBI's taxonomy places the organism in Eukaryota, Fungi, Ascomycota, Eurotiomycetes, Eurotiales, Aspergillaceae. Gene Ontology annotation, cellular component: endoplasmic reticulum membrane. The record is from RefSeq and is a predicted model, not a curated record. The transcript is spliced from 2 exons. Gene Ontology annotation, biological process: fatty acid elongation, monounsaturated fatty acid; fatty acid elongation, saturated fatty acid; sphingolipid biosynthetic process.